Molecule: messenger RNA, 2501 nt
Organism: Rhineura floridana
Lineage: Eukaryota; Metazoa; Chordata; Lepidosauria; Squamata; Rhineuridae
Gene: STX17
Product: syntaxin 17
Exons: 8
Coding region: 160-1068 (302 amino acids)
Biological process (GO): vesicle fusion; exocytosis; intracellular protein transport
Cellular component (GO): endomembrane system; SNARE complex; autophagosome membrane
Molecular function (GO): SNARE binding; SNAP receptor activity
Source: RefSeq, a predicted model, not a curated record
GGCGUUAAAAGCAGCCCGGAAGUCCCGCCUCCCGGCAGUGGACUGGCCCGUCUGCGCCUCUGAAGUCUAUGGCAGAGAGCCCAGCCCGCUUCCUGUCCUGGGUGAAACAGAAACCUUCAAGCUCCAUGCAGAUAUAUAAAGAGCUACUGAAGCUUGAAGAUGUCUGAAGAAAAUGAAAAGGUUAACCUGCGUCGCCUUGAGCCAGCUAUCCAGAAGUUUAUUAAAGUUGCAGUUCCAACAGAUCUGGAGAGGUUAAGAAAACAUCAGAUAAAUAUUGAGAAGUAUCAGAGAUGCAGACUGUGGGACAGGUUACAUCAAGAGCACAUCAAUGCUGGCCGUACCGUUCAGCAGUUGCGAGCAAAUAUCCGAGAGAUGGAGAAACUUUGUUUACGUGUCCGGAAAGAAGAUCUCCAUGCUUUGCAGAGAAUGAUCAAUCCGGUGAAAGAGCAGGCUUCUGUUGCCAUAAAGGAAUUUCUACAACUCCAUUUGGAGUCUGCCGAAGAACUUAAAAAGCAAUUCAGCGAGAGAGAGGCAUCGCUCCAGUCUCCUUUAACCAGAUCAACCACCGUGGGAGGAGAAACGUUUCAUGAUGCUGGAGAUGAAGGAACCUCUCAGAGUUUCAUCCAGAUGUUCUCCCCACUUCCUGAGAUCCCCCAGGAUCAAAAUGCUGCGGAAUCCUGGGAUAUGCUGGAAGAGGACUUGAUUGGGCUCAGCAAUCUGGUGACUGACUUCUCUCUGCUUGUUAAUGCUCAGCAGGAGAAGAUUGACAGGAUUGAAGAUAAUGUCAGCACUGCCACUGUAAAUGUUGAAGAGGGUACUAGGAAUUUGUCCAAGGCUGCAAAAUACAAGCUGGCAGCUUUGCCUGUUGCCGGGGCCCUUAUAGGUGGCAUUGUGGGAGGCCCUAUUGGACUCCUGGCCGGUUUCAAAGUGGCAGGCAUCGCGGCUGCUCUUGGUGGCGGCGUGUUAGGCUUCACAGGUGGGAAACUGAUACAGAAGAAGAAGCAAAAAAUGAUUGAAGACCUCUCCUGCUCCUCCAGCUGCCCAGACCUUCCUAGACAAAGUAGCUGAAGACUGCCUUUGCGGCCCCACUUGCCUCAGGGAAGCUGGUGAACCGUCUGCCUUUGCUUUGGAUUGAACUUGUGCCUGUGUGGACUGAAGUGAGCCCUGGCACUUUACGCGUUUGGGGCAUGGAGAGGAGGAUCCUGAGAGCCUCUCUCGUGUUUGGACGGAGGGCGAUAGUCCCGUAAUUCUGAAAACUGAGCCUACAAGAAGAGGAAAGGGUAGCCAAAAAGAGCAUGCCAAAUGAACACCUUCAAAUUUUUUGCUCAUGCCAGAGUCACAAGACACCUUUUCUUGUUCAAGUGGAAGGGAUGCUAAGACAAUAUUUUAAGACGUCAGCAGUUUAGUGCCUGGACAGCUCCACCUUCCUCCAAUGCUUUAUUCUGUUUAAGCGUGCAGAUAUCACCUUCAGGCUUCUCUGUGGUUAAAUACUUAGGCUAAGUUUGAAGUUCACGGUUGACUUUUUUAUAUACCUGCCUGUUUGGCUCAGGUGAAGUAAGUGGCCACGAUCCUCUCUGGCCAGACACUACAUUCUUUGGAUUUUAUAAAAGCAGAGUUCCACAAAUCUUAAUUUGCAGGCUUUAAGUCAGGAGUCCGUCUCUAUCUCUUUUUAAAAAGUAUUAUAUUGAGGGAAAUCAGAACUGUGCUUUGUGAAUGGAUUUUCACAAUGUUUUGGCUUGCUUUCAAAAAUACCUUGUACCAGCAUAGCCCAGAAUUGGAGGACUUUAUUUAGGCCAAACCUCUUUUUGUAUGCAUAUUUGACAGAACAUGGAUUUAUUUUCUCUAGAUCCCUUUUCCCCUUUGCCACAUCAACUAAAUGAUGAUAGGAGAGAAUUAAAGGUCAGCUAAAGAUCAUGCCUUGCUGUGCCAGAUUUCUGCUGACGGUUAGAUUUUUGCUGGAUAUUGGGAUUUCUGAAAAACUCGCAACAUUUCUAAGAAAAGUUUUGUACAUGUUAAAAAUUAGUCUCAUUUUCCUUUUGCACAAAAAAGCACACUGCAACCGAAGAUGAUUUCUGUGUACCGAGUCCCAUCUGGAGAUGGUCUUGAGUUACAGGAUUGGUCUGCUUGAAGUAGCAUGGCUGGCUCUCCUAAAAGAUUGUGUCUUACCUGGAUGCCAAGUCCUGCUGACUCUUUGUUCCUCUGAUAUUGGGCUUGGAACUUUAGGGGCCAUGCCCAGCCCAUAAAGAGUGGCAUAGAAGAAAUUUGGAUGCGAAUGGUCCACGAUUAGUGGUCAUUGUAUCGUGUAUGCAACAAGGAGAAUCCUCAGCUGAACAUUUUGGACCAAUCCACCUAAACUCAAAUGGGGUGAGGAGGUUCUUUUUUGGAGGGGGAGGCCUGCCCCUUAAAUGCCAUCUACCAAGCGGAGCACAAAACUUUUAUUGGGUAAUCAAAGCAGGAUUUCUUUAUGACAUGGAAAAUAAAAAUAAACUGUUUUAAAUAUA